AUGAGCGGAGGCGGCGGCGGGCACGAGGAGCCCUUCUACCCGUUGCACAAGGCGUCCUUGUCCGUAGGAUUCCACCUGGAAGACUUCGGCUUGGAGUGUAAGAUGAGCGACGCGGACAGAGGCGGACACAGCGUCUUCUCCCAGGCAAAGUGCGAGAUGGACCGCUAUCUCUCUCCACAGCCGCUUCAAGACACACAAAAGUCCCAAAGAAACGGUGCCACAGGGGUAGAUCCCUUCUUUGAGGAGGACCAUACCGCGGCUCCCUAUACCCUCAAUAUGAAUCUCUUCCUUCCCGACGUGGCUUACACGAGAUCUGGCUUGGCCCAGCCGCAGCGGCCCCCUCAGGCCCACGGGGACCUCGUCCAGGUCAAGACUGAAUCGGCGGCGCCGUGCUUCUCGCAGAACCCCCACGUGCCCACGAGUAGCUGUGGUGCCAUGGAAACCUCAGGCGUCAACAUGGCAGGGUUACCUGACUUCACCAGCGCUUUCAAUCAACCUGGUGGUGAGUCCCUGCCAGAGGUGUUCAUCAAACAAGAGAUGACAUCGCCUUUUGAGGAGCAGCUCCAUCAGCAUGAUGGGGGCGCCUCACUCUUCCAGCUCUUGAUCUCUGGUUUGGAGCAUCACCAUGGCAAUGGCAUAGAAGCUCACCAUCAACGUGACCCUCAGCAGCAGAACCUUUCGCAUUCCUCAGCCGUCCACACGCCCUUCCGUACCACCCAACAAGAUCAGACUGCUAAGUCUUCCUUCUGCAGCAGGGCUCCUUACCCCCACGCCCACUUCUUCCAACAGCAGCAGGCACCCUACCUGCCGCCCUCGCCGCCCAGCUCCGAGCCAGGAAGCCCCGACAGGCAGAAAGAGCUUCUCCAUACCAUGUCGCCACCGCCCUCGUACGCGGCGACUAUUGCCUCCAAGCUGGCGGGCAGCCCACCCGGUCUUGUGCCCGACACACUGGCGCUGCCGCUCGCGUCACGCGUCGCUGCUACGGUAUCGGGUCAAGCGACACCGCUGCCCCAUGCACCCGCAGCCACGCAGGCCCUGACCACCGCCCGCUACAACCGCAGGAACAACCCUGACUUGGAGAAGCGACGAAUCCACCACUGUGAUUAUCCAGGCUGCAAGAAGGUCUAUACCAAAUCGUCCCAUCUGAAAGCCCACCUCAGGACCCACACGGGUGAGAAGCCUUACAGGUGCACGUGGGACAGCUGCGAUUGGCGUUUUGCCCGCUCUGACGAGCUGACCCGCCAUUACCGAAAACACACGGGCGCCAAACCCUUCCAGUGCGCUGUGUGCUCGCGUUCAUUCUCCCGCUCAGACCACCUGGCCCUGCACAUGAAGAGGCACCAGAACUAA
Molecule: messenger RNA, 1350 nt
Organism: Nerophis lumbriciformis (worm pipefish)
Lineage: Eukaryota; Metazoa; Chordata; Actinopteri; Syngnathiformes; Syngnathidae
Source: RefSeq, a predicted model, not a curated record